GCCGGGGCCGCCGGAGAGCCGCGCCCGCGCUGAGCGAGGCCGGGCCGAUGGGCGCUGCAGGCUGGGGCGCGGACCGGCGGGCGGCGGUUGUGGCGUUUUUCUUUCACCCCAGCUGUGUGGACAGAGCCACACACCCUCCGAACAACAACGGCUCUUGCGUGCAUGUUCCAGUGUUUCUUCUGUCAGAGAGCCCAGCAGAACUUCAGCGCCUCCCGUGCCAGCCCUGAGCUGAGCCAGGAGUGCCCAGCAGAGAUGGUGAAGAUGACAAGGUCCAAAACUUUUCAAGCAUAUCUGCCAAACUGCCACCGAACGUACAGUUGUGUCCAUUGCCGGGCCCACCUGGCCAAUCACGAUGAGCUGAUCUCCAAGUCCUUUCAGGGGAGUCAGGGACGAGCCUACCUCUUCAACUCAGUGGUGAACGUGGGCUGCGGCCCUGCGGAGGAGCGGGUCCUUCUCACCGGCCUGCAUGCCGUGGCAGACAUCUACUGUGAGAACUGCAAGACCACACUCGGGUGGAAAUACGAACACGCCUUUGAGAGCAGUCAGAAAUAUAAGGAAGGAAAAUUUAUCAUUGAGCUUGCUCACAUGAUCAAAGACAAUGGUUGGGAGUAAAGUGAAAACUUCCUGUUCUCUUUUGAAUACGAUUUUGUGAAAGAGACGGUAAAAGUAAUGGAAACAUAGGCACAUCUGAUGGCAGUGUUUCUUGAACUUGAGCCUCACAGGAGGCCUCUCCAGGCCAACCCCCUGGUAAGGCGUCCCUCCGAUCUGUGUCUUCUUCAAUAACACGGUUAUUUCUGAAAAGUUUCAAUGACCUUUUUCUAAUUUCUCAAGAUGUAGAGAAAAGACCUAACCAACUGGUGACUUAUCCAUCCAGUUAACACCUUCUUUAACCAAUGCCGUUAAGAUAGUUUGGCUGUGCUCUUUCGUGUUUGAUAGAAAACCAGACUGAAGCCCCAAAGCCCACAGGGAGGUCUCUUCGGAGAGCCAGCUUCCCCUCUUGUUUGGAGAGAAGGUACGGUAACUUCUCCCUGAUUCGCAGAACACGUUGGUUAUUCUUCUUGCAGACGAGCUGUGAGGGCAGUGCUUACUUAGGAAUCUCUCAGAAAUCUAUGAAUCUAUGCACCAAGGGUGUUUUUUAGCCUUGUUCAAAAACAGAGGCCACCAGUGAUAACAUUUUAGAUAAGCUGUAUAGAGAAAUGUGUCUAAUGGAACAUGUUGUUUAUUUAAGCCAAUAGCUUCCUUAUCUCACAGGUGAGUGAACGAGUCGUUAGCAGAGACGGUCUUGGGCCAGUGUGCAGGCGCAGGCCCACAGGGGCUCCAGGUCAGGCGCUGGGCGGCUGGUCCAUGGAGUUAAGAGUGGAAUGCGCUGGACCAAGGGGAAUCGGGUUUCCUUUUCUACUCUGAUGCACUUGAAGAAAAAGAAUUAUUUUUUGCAUAUUUGAAAGAGGCCAGAGUGGGCUAAGCUUCCAAAUUUAACAUUUGCCAGAUAGUUUUAAAAUUUUUUUGGAAAAGGUUAGUCGGAAGACAGGUUUAAACUUUGCAGUGAAGAUGUUUGGUUUGCUCAGCAGGUCCCCGUGCCUCCUGGUUCUGUCCUGUGGGCCGACCCAGGCAGGGCCCAGCAGCCAGCCUCCCGAGUCCUGCGUUUCUGCCACAGGUUCAAGUUCUGACUCACCAUGCCUAUGCAGGGAGUGGGUGCACCACCCACGGGUUUUGGCCACUUUGCAGAGAAUGGAGGCCAAAAGGCAUUCCCACAGCAGUUUUCAUUUUCAGUGUUCUACCUGGCUCUGGCCAGUGGGCCCAGCCUGCCACUGGGCGUCUGGGGGCCUUCAGUGUGGUCACCGGGGCAUGAGACUCCCGGGACCCCAGUACCGAGGGUCAGAGAGAGGGCUGAGGGAGGGGGGAAGAGAGGAGGGCACAGGCCGGCUCCCAAACUCCUUCAGACGAGGUUAGUCCUAUGGCCACAAGCGCGAGCUGGCUGGGGACAGAGAGGGACUGGCUGCCAGUUGGUGGGUGGCCCUCCCCUGACCCCAGCCACUCACCUGGGCUUCCCUUUGACACCGUCUCUGCCUGGACCUGCAGCCUGGAUCGUGGGGAGUGCCCUGCCUGCCCUGGGUGCUGGGUCGUCCACGAGGGUGCCCAGUGGGCCUGAAUGCAUCUCAAGUUGCCAAGGGAAGUGCUUGGCACGGCACAGGCCUCCACUGCAGGCACUCUGCUGCCUCCCAAGCUGGGCCCCGGGCCUGGUCCUCAGUGCCCCGUGAAGGCCCGGCCAGCACCUUCCCUGAGACGUGAGUACGAAUCCCUGAGACCCCACCUGAGCCAGCGGCUCCUCAGCCGGGCCUCCUCCCCAAGCUUCAGCCUGUGGCCCAGCUGCUUCUCCAAAAGAUGCUUCCUGACACUGAGGAACCUCCUAAAAUUCCUCUGUAUCCUAUACACUCAACUGACAUUUAGAGCUUUUGUAUGUUCUGGGCACAGUUACUGCUCCUCUGGCUCUGAGCACUUUGGUUUUGUGCCGUCUCUGUGGUGGCAUCGAAGUGUUUUACCAGUGGUCCAUGACGACUUUUGUGUUUUUGUAGCUGACACCAACAAAGACUCUUAACACUUUUCUUGUUAGUCUUCUGCAAAAUCCGAGCUCCUUUUGAAACCAAAUGAACUGACCGUGAGCAGCUUCGAGGACGGACACUCACAAGACCACAACCAGAUGUGCUGGUCAAGUGCUGGGAUGCGCCACCCUUUUAAAUUCCUAAACAGUAAAUAUCACCCUGUGACUUUUAUUUAUUUAAGAUAUUUUUUUCCUUUCGAAGAGUGGGAGGUGAUGCCAGGAAUAUAAAUGCAUUUAAGUUAAACUAUGUAAUGUCUUCUGCACAGUACAUAUACAGUAUUUUUAUACCUUAACGCUUAUUCUUGAUGGCAUCUGUGAGAUAUUAGGAGGGAUGAGAAAUGGGAAUUGUUUAAAAAGUCCUUUAAUUUACCUGAUAACCUCACCAGGGAAUUAACAAAAUCUGAAUGUUUUUAAUGUCUAGAAAACUACAAUUUAAGCUCAAAACGACCUACAGAAAUGUAAACCCUCAUUUGUCAAAGGCUCUGGGCAGGCCUGUCCUCCGCUGUGGGUGGUGCCGCGGGGCUGCAGCCCAGGGUGGCUGGCCUUCCCUCAGGGCAGUUGGGCAUGGCUGCCGGACAGACGGAUGGACAGAAGCCCAGGCCAGCCCGAAGGUUUGCCCCUCAAGCAGGACUGCCAAACUCACGUGCACAGGCUUCCUCUGGCCCCACGUCUGGCUCUCCGUCCUCUGUCUGUGUGAGGUUUAAAAAUAAAGCUUCCA
This is a messenger RNA of Mesoplodon densirostris (Blainville's beaked whale), 3317 nucleotides long. It is a transcript of the gene YPEL1, whose product is annotated as yippee like 1. NCBI's taxonomy places the organism in Eukaryota, Metazoa, Chordata, Mammalia, Artiodactyla, Ziphiidae. Bases 163 to 612 code for a protein of 149 amino acids. The record is from RefSeq and is a predicted model, not a curated record. The transcript has 5 exons.